UUACCUGUACGUGGAAGCGUUGUCUUGUCUCACCUGAACUGCUCGAGAUGGAGGGAACUUUAUGAUAUACCAGGAUAUCUAUUUCUUUAUUCGAGUUUUUUUUAUUUUACCAAAGGCUUUUACUUGACUUCUGCCAAGGUGAUUUAUUUAUUUUCAUACCAGUGAAUAUAAUAGGCUACAAAAAGCUAUUCGUACAUCGCGUCGGAAUAGAACUACGGGCACCAUUGGAUAAACAGGUCUGUAAUCGUGGACAGAACCCUCAAGCUCUCCAUCCAGCCAUGUGGUAGUCUACACAUCUUUACCCAGUUAUCAGUCAGCCCACCACACCCCGGACCCACCCGGCUACCGCUCACUCCUCACCAGACUCAGCCUUCAACACCAGUAUCCCACAGACAGCAGCUGGUCUCAUGGCCCACCCCUAUGAACCCUGGUUACGGACAGCACCCCCUGGUGGCAGCUCAGAUGAGAUGAACGUUCCCUCAUGGUGGGACCUCCACACCGGGCCAGGGAGCUGGAUGGACCUGCAGGCGGGCCAGGGUGUGGGCUUACAGGCAGUUGGUCAGAGCUCCAUGGGACUGCAGUCUUCCCUGGGGCCUUACGGCUCCGAGCCCCAGCUGUGUUCUUCUGCUCAGCUAGCCCAGCUCGCCCCAGCCUCACACUCAGCUCACUCUCACCUCUACCCCCAGGAUGGCUUCAAGAUGGAGCCGCUGGGAGGACCUGAGCUCCUGCAGCCGGAGUCAUACUCCCUGGAGGAGCCACAGGAGGGUGGCACCUCGGUCCGGCCCAAGCCCCAGCGCCGCUCUGCCUCCAGGGGCUCAGGCCAGUCUGUGUGCCGGUGCCCCAACUGUGUCCAUGCCGAGCAGAUGGGCCAGAGCACUGAUGACGACCGGAGGAAACACAUGCACAACUGCCACAUCCCGGGCUGCGGCAAGGCCUACGCCAAGACCUCUCACCUGAAGGCCCACCUGCGCUGGCACAGCGGGGACCGGCCCUUCGUCUGCAACUGGCUCUUCUGCGGCAAGCGCUUCACGCGCUCUGACGAACUUCAGCGACACCUGCAGACACACACCGGUGCCAAGAAGUUCAGCUGCACCAUGUGCCCCCGCGUGUUCAUGCGCAACGACCACCUGGCCAAGCACAUGCGUACGCACGAGUCUCCAUCCGGUCCAGGGGAGGAGAGGAUGUAUGGAGAGGGGGGCCGGAUGGGGAAGAGCUUUGACACACCUUCUCCUCAGCCCUCCCACGCCACUGCAUCUGACACAGAGGCACCCCUUAAGCAGCCGAAAUGUGAGAAAGACCCCUCUGGGACAGGACAGUCCAGCUAACUGUAUCCCGUCCACAUCUGGAAUGCUAUACAGAUAACGUCGGUGGGCUACUAUCAGCCCCUUUCUAUCAGACAGAGAAUCCAUAGUUUAUAAUACAUGUAGUCCAGUGGAGGUAGAAUCAUAGAGGGUUUUAUAUUAUAAAUUGAUAGUUUAUUUCUACCAGAUGCAUUGAACAACAUAAGGCAACAAAGGCCCCUCUGAUUUUAAGAAUGCAUCAUAUCACACAUAACAGCACCAUACAGCAUAGACAGACAUAAAACCAAAGAGCAUAUGUUACAUCACCAACAGAGGACAAGCUGUCAAGUGCCUUACUGGAAGGAUAUCCAUCUAAGGAAUCAAGGAAAAUGAUUUUUUAGAUGUUGUCUUCCAUUUAAGGAAAGCUUUGGUGGCAACCAAACCAGAGCCAAAACUUGCUAGGUGCUAGGACUUCCGUUGCUGCUACUACUAUUAUACCAUCUAUCCAUAGAGACUUUGAGAACGAGCUAAACUGAAGAUGGUGCUUGAUGUGUUUACAGUAAAACUACUAGCUACUUGGAGAGAUAUUUAUUUCCAGGAAGCCAUCAAUCUCUCCAGUCUCCACUGCAUACAUCUAACUGAAUUUAAGGCAAUGGAAGUAGAGGGUUAGAAUAUGUUGGUAUGUUGUGUUGGCUGCCUUUCCCCACCCUUUAACCCACCCCCUUGCCUUGCUGUGUAUAAUAUACUGUACGUGAGUGUAUGAACAUGUCACUGGAAAAUUCCACACUGUAUUUUUGGUUUUGACCACGCAUAAUGUUGGCGUCAACCUUUCGCCAAAGAGCACCACAGUAAAGCACCACUAAAAUUAAUUUUGGUGCGGUAUGUGGGCGGUUCAAAUAAAAAGGACGCCAUUUGCUCUGUAGACGGCAAAUGAAUUAAAAGUAUGGCACUUGAAGUGCAGAGAUGUCCCACUACAGCACAUUACAGCAUGGUAUUCAUACUCCAUGUUUUACGUCAACAAAUAUAUUUUCUGUUUAAUGUACAUUAAGAAGACAUUAAUUGUGUUAUCCAUGUAUUCCACUUACAGUAAAUGCACCGUAUGUAUCAUCACGUUUAAAUAUCCCUCAGCUGUGACUGAAAAGCACCGUUGCUCAUCUUUUGACACUCCUUAUCUCGGCUAUGCUGGUGUGAAUGUCACAUGAUGACAGCGUAUCUCAUUCACAGGAAAUGUGUAAUUCCUUUGUCUUGUCGCUGAUAGUGUACGAUCCACACAAUACCCAUUUCACACUUCACAGAACCUACUGUAGUAACAGGCUGAUAAGGAUUUCCUUGGACAAAAGACAGGCUGGAUACAUCACUAAUCAUGAAAUGUACGCUGGACUGAAAUGUAAGCUGAACUGAAAUCCCUAAUUGAGAGGAAUUUAUGUAAACCAUAUUUUGUCACAACAACAACUUCCAGGAUAAGCAACAAUUCCUCCUCCAAGGUUGUUCAAGCAUAAAGCCAAAAACAGAUGGAGUGGAAUUGUUUAGAACCCAUUUUGAUAUUAAUAGUCAUAAAUAACCAUUUAUAUCUUGAUAGAAGAUGCACUUCGAUAAAGUUUUAGGAAUCCAGUAUAGACCUUUCUAAAUAGGCUUAGGCCUGUGUGCCGUGGUUUAGGCUUCUUAGCUUAUAGUGCUCACUGUAAAACAAAUUAGCCUUGUUAGGAAAACAUUGUUGCAUUUUGAGUCAAAAUGUGCUUAGCUAUGUAGAGAUCUCUUACUGAGGUGUUUAUUGUAGCCCCCAUUAGAAACAUCCCUAAAUAAAAUAAAAUGUGUUUUUUUGA
This is a messenger RNA of Oncorhynchus nerka (sockeye salmon), 3103 nucleotides long. Its product is annotated as transcription factor Sp6-like. Gene Ontology annotation, molecular function: DNA-binding transcription factor activity, RNA polymerase II-specific; RNA polymerase II cis-regulatory region sequence-specific DNA binding. Gene Ontology annotation, biological process: regulation of transcription by RNA polymerase II. The record is from RefSeq and is a predicted model, not a curated record. Bases 408 to 1325 code for a protein of 305 amino acids. The transcript is spliced from 2 exons. NCBI's taxonomy places the organism in Eukaryota, Metazoa, Chordata, Actinopteri, Salmoniformes, Salmonidae.